UUCACCACGGAACUGUUGUUUCGGGUUUGGCGGAACACGGGGUCCCACACAGGGUGUCCAGCCGGAAGUGGCCGCUGAGGGCCUGGGGCUGGGGUCCGCGUGCGGAGCCUACCGCGGGGGCUAACUAAUUAGGAAUCAGGAUGGAGGCAGUGGCGACCGCAGCGGCGGCCAGGGAACCCGAUGAAGACUGCACACAGCCCGGUUCUGGGCAUUGGGGAGAGCCAAGCUGGACGCUGGUCCCACCCAAACCCCAGGACAAGGUGGAAGCGACAGAGGCACCACCAAGGGCCCCGGAUGAUGACCCCCCCGGGCCUGAGAAUGCGGCGGUGAGUGCCAUGCUGCGUGCUGUGGCCGCCAGCCGCCUACCAGUGUGCAGCCAGCAGCAGGGCGAGCCUGACCUCACCGAGAGGGAGAAGGUGGCCAUCCUGGGCCAGCUAUACCAUGAGAAGCCGCUGGUGUUCCUGGAGCGCUUCCGCACAGGCCUCCGCGAGGAGCACCUGGCCUGCUUUGGCCACUUGCGCGGCGACCAUCGUGCAGACUUCUACUGUGCUGAGGUGGCCCGACAGGGCAGUGCCCGACCCCGCACCCUGCGUACCCGCCUGCGUAACCGGCGCUACGCUGCCCUGCGUGAGCUCAUCCAAGGCGGCGAGUACUUCAGUGACGAGCAGAUGCGGUUCCGGGCCCCGCUGCUGUAUGAGCAGUACAUUGGGCAGUACCUAACCCAGGAGGAGCUCAGUGCCCGCGCCCCGGCCCACCAGCCGCCCAAGCCCGGCGCCCUCGGCACCCCUGCCUGCCCGCUCUCUGACCUCCUGCUCCAGUCCUACCAGGAGCGGGAGCUGCAGCAGCGGCUGCUCCAGCAGCAGGAGGAGGAGGAGGCCGGCCUGGAGGAGGAGGAAGAGGAGGAGGAUAGUGAUGAGGAAGACCAAAGCCCCAGCAAAGACUCGGAGUCCUGGAUACCUGACUCAGAAGAGAGGCUGAUCCUGCGGGAAGAGUUCACCAGCCGGAUGCACCAGCGCUUCCUGGACGGCAAGGACGGGGACUUUGACUACAGCACCGUGGACAACAACCCCGACUUCGACAACCUGGACAUCGUGGCGCGGGAUGAGGAGGAGAGGUACUUUGACGAGGAGGAGCCCGAGGAUGCGCCCAGCCCAGAGCUGGAUGGGGACUGAUGGCUGUGGCCGCCCACCCCGCCCAUGACUCCGUCUAGGGGACAGCCUCGCUGGCUCUGGUGCCAUCCCUGCCAACUCCCUGCCCCCUCUGCGUGCGGGGUUCCCUACCUUGCCCCCCGCCCAGCUCCACCUCGAUCUCUCGCUGUCUCUGGCUCACUCGCUUUUUCUCCCUGCCUUUCUGUCUCUUGCUUUCUACAUCCCUCUCACUCUUUCUGCACCUCACCAUCUUUCCUCUCUGCCUUUCUCCAUCCCCUUCCCUGUCCCUAUGCCUUUGUCCCCACGACAGGGCCCAAGCUGAACACCUUCCCUUGACUGAGGCCAGCAGGCCCUUUGUAGCUGGUGCACACCAAGUGGACAUCAAUGCCCAGUGAGGUCCAGGUGAGCCCCUGGCUUCACCUUGGCCUCUGCCCGUUUCUCCCCCUCUGUGCUGACGCAGCUCAUGCCUCCUUGCUCCCGGUUCAUUCCUGUCUCCUUCAGCCCCCACUCCAGGCCUCUGGUUUUUCCCACCUGUCCGCUCCCAUUUCUGCCUCCAUGCCGCCUCUGGCUCUCUGUCUGCCCCUCAGCCUUUUUUUCUCUGGUCUCUGUGUCAUCCCCCCACCCCACCGGCCUCGCUGCCAAGGAAGGCAGCCUCGCUGGGCUGGCUACCAGCUGUCACCUCUCCCUCAGGACCCAGACUUGGGAGGGGGGCACAGGGGCAGCACCAGGGCCAUGGGCCUGCUGGCUUGGUUGUGGCGGGAGGGGGCAUGGGAAGGGGGGCUCUCCCUCUCAGCCCCACCGGCCCCUCUCUUUCCCCAGCCACAACGUUCCUUCCUUCCCUUCUUCCGCCUCCUUCUCCCUCUCCUGUUUAUACUCCCCAAAUACGCACAGGCUGUUAUCAUGGGUCCUGAGUCAUCCCACACACAGCCUGCCCCAGCGUCCCUGCCCCCCAGCUGGCCACACGGCCCGCCCCACAGAGCCCCCUGCCGCCCCAGGCUAAUGGGAGCCAGAUGGCCUCCCAGUGACUCAGCCACUGGCCUGUGGGAACCCAGGCGUCCCGCCUUCCCAUGCCCCCACACCCGGCUCCUGCUCCCCUAGUAGACAAGCAUACGGAGGGCUCAGCUGCUUGGGGAGGGCUGUGGGCCACAGGUCAGAGAGUGGGGCCUGGGGACCCCUCACUCCUGGGAGACAAAAUGAUGGCACCCCACCAUAGCCAAGCCUGAAGGAUCCUCAAAACCACUUCCUCAGGCACACGGCCUGAGGGAGAUCCUGGGGCCACAGCUUUUGACCCCUGGACCUCAUCUCUGCCCUCUGGGUCAGACAGGACUAGAGCCAGACACAAAGUGAGAACUGGCCUGGAGGCUGAGGGACAUUUCACACCGAGAGACUGUUCAAUAUGGGAGCUUCCAGUUCCUGAGCAGUCCUGUCCUUUGCCAGGCCUGGUGCCACACAGAAUCCUCCAGACAACCCAGAGAACUGGGGACUUGCCUCCACUCCAUAGGUGAGUCAGGGGAGGCCAGAAGGGAGACGUGAGUUGCUCCAGGCCGCACGGCCAGUGAAAAUGAAACUCAGGUCUAGAACCUCACAGGUCCCACAGACCCUCCUCCUGGGCUGCAUGUCAGCCAUCAGGUCAGGGCCACCUGGAGCAGACAGAUGCAGACAUCCUCAGGAAGACCAAGGAAAAGGCGGCUGUCAAGGGUGAUACCAGCAACUAAGCUCUGGGGGGAGCCUCUCCCUGCACGUGGGCUUGGAACCGUGUCAGGGGCAUGGAAGUCGGCGCCUGGACCAGAACCAUUGCUCCUGUGCAGCUCGUGCCACCCGCACUGCUGCCCUGGCUCCUGGGGAAGCCCAGGACCAUGCCCUCAGAGAGCCAGGGGAAUGAAGGGUGUUCGCCCUGGGUCCGUGUGCGCCCCCACAGGCCCGGAGAGCUCUUCCAAGGCAGGGAUCCCCCCUGCAUGAUGUGCGCCACUCUCUUCGGGCUGCCACUGGAUCGUCAAUGUUGUUUGUGAUACAUUCUGCGGGACGUAGAUUUGUUACAUAAUAAAGUGAUGAGAGACAGCA
Molecule: messenger RNA, 3209 nt
Organism: Neogale vison (American mink)
Lineage: Eukaryota; Metazoa; Chordata; Mammalia; Carnivora; Mustelidae
Gene: CCDC97
Product: coiled-coil domain containing 97
Exons: 5
Coding region: 141-1172 (343 amino acids)
Source: RefSeq, a predicted model, not a curated record